UCAAGGGAACCAGGCGAGGCAAGAUCCCUAAGGCGCGUCUAAGGCGGUCACUUUUCUCGCCUCAAUUGCUGCCUCAGGCGAUGGCCUAGCUUGCCUUUCAUUACUAUAUGCAUAUUUUGUGUUCCUCUGACAAUUAUCUAGUGUUUAAGGUUUUAGGAUAUACAUUGCAUAAUAUUUAUUGUUAUAUAUUACUCCGUAAUAUAUAUGCACACUCACACACAUAUGCAUGUAUGUAUUUAUGUAUGUACGUUCGCCAUUUGACCGCCCGCCUCUCACCUCAAAAAAGGUCCUCUCGUCUACCCCUCACCUCUAGCCUUUAAUAGCUCUGCCUAGAAUAGAAUAUUCUUAACAAAUAAAAUCAAAGAUCUCAGUGGAAAUUACUCUUUGGGUGCAGAAGUAUUGAUGUUAUAUCUAAUGUAGCUAAUGGAAGCCAACCUGAGAAAAAACGGGAUAAGAAGAAGAACAAGAAGACGAAGGUUGCAAAGGAUGGAGCCAGUAGUGUGAUUGACCAGGAUAAAUGUGUUGAUCAAUGCAAAAAUAUCAGUAAUGACGAUGUUGUUGAACAGAUCAAGCAAAUUAUUGAAGCAGUCGAAAUGGACACGUCUUUACUGCCAACAACUAAACAACAUGAAAGUCUGACUACUCGUAUAAACGAUGUAACUUCUGAUGUAGCUGAUGGAUUCCAAUCUGUGAAGAAACAUAGUAACAAGAAGGCCAAAGUUGGAGAUGAUGGAAUGAGUAGUGUGCCUGAGGCUGAUAGUACAAUGAAUGGAGUUCUCCCUCCAUCCCCCAAUGACAAGGGCACGGAUCCAGAGUCAGGUCAAUCUAGGAGCUUUUCAAAUGGAUUGAUAGUUGAAGACCUUGCAAAGGGUAAUCCUGAUGGAAGAGUUGCUACUACAGGAAGAAAGGUGAAAGUUCACUUUACUGGCAUGCUAUGGGAGAAUGGGCACACUUUUACCCCUUCAGGAGCUACUUUCAGAUUUUGCCUUGGUGAUAAAGGUGUACUUCCUGGAUGGAACAUUGGUAUUGAAGGUAUGCGUGUUGGCGACAAAAGGAGGCUUACCAUACCUCCACUAUUGGGUUAUGGAAGUGAAGGAUUUGGGGAGCAAAUACCGCCCAACUCGUGGUUGGUCUAUGACAUUGAGUUGGUAUCUGUCCAUCGCUGAUUUUGAAGGUGGGUUUUUGAACUUUAAACGCUUCGGAUGUUGCAUACAAGUUUGCUUUUUGGCACAUGGAAAUAUCCCUCCAAUGCGGACAACUGCAAGGUUUUUUUUUGGAAAGUUUUGUUUCGAGUUCUCUCCCUAUAAUCAAGGGAAAACAUAUCUUAUCUAUGUAAAUGAAGUUUUACGCAUUCGAAUUGCAAAAAAUGUUGUAUCAUCGUUCCUGAAGCAAACUAAAUGUAGAAGCAAUCAAAAUUGCAAAAACUUCGCACCAAUUCACACCCAAAUUGAAACCAUCCACCCACCAAUACUCAUCCGCCGUCAGGGAAGGAGCAACGACGAAGCGGCGUGGCAAAUCUCAAUCUUCUUUUCUUCGAUAAGAUAAAGGAGCAUAAAGAGUAAAGUGAACAACACAAAAAAACAGAAACAUCACAAAAGCUUUUGAAGGCAGUAAGAAUGGCCAAUGUCAGAUUACAUUAUCACGGGGAUGGAUAUCUUCUCUCUUAGGAAAACUUCAGGUUAGUGUUUCU
Molecule: messenger RNA, 1690 nt
Organism: Cuscuta campestris
Lineage: Eukaryota; Viridiplantae; Streptophyta; Magnoliopsida; Solanales; Convolvulaceae
Source: the annotation of a GenBank genome assembly